GUUGGCAGGAACCAAAACUUCCCAAGGUAAGGUACCAAGUUGUAUGUAAUGAAAUGGGGGUGGCCACUUUUUUUAUUUUUCGUUUAAUCUUUUAUAUUUUAUUUUAUUUUUUACUUUUUUGGAGAGUCCUCAUAUGGAGUCUUUAUGAGGACCGCCAAGGUGGUCCACUCGUGCUCAUGCGUCCCACAUGCUUACGCCUUUUUUGGGUUCCCCGGCCGAGGUAGUGGUCCCAUUCCCUGUUAGUCGCGCAUUGGAUUUGUCGGCUGUGUAGUUCGGAUGAGAUCCUACGCUACCCUUCCCCAAUGGAGCAAUGGCACAACAUUUUAGGGUAGACUUAGUUUGUGACUAGCAAAAUGUAGAUGGUGGUUAUGAUGAUGCGGCGGAUGCUGCCACUGUUGACGAUGAAGGAGUCCCACCUCCCGUCUUGUUGCUCCGCUGUUGGAGGAACUGAGAUGUGCACCGGCGUCAAUCUGUGUCUGCUUGUGUGCCGUCCUGCGUUUAGUUUUACGUGAGAGUUGUGUCUAUAGGGCGGAUGUCGGAGAUGUUAUAAAAUAAUACACAGCCCAAAAAAAUAAAAAUAAAAAAAAUUUUAAAAAAAGGUAUGAAGAAUCAGGCAAGAAAAAAAAAGGCAAAAUAAAGAAAACAAAACUGACAGAGAAG
Aspergillus caelatus is the source of this 660-nucleotide messenger RNA. RefSeq lists its product as uncharacterized. The transcript has a single exon. Bases 54 to 224 code for a protein of 56 amino acids. NCBI's taxonomy places the organism in Eukaryota, Fungi, Ascomycota, Eurotiomycetes, Eurotiales, Aspergillaceae. The record is from RefSeq and is a predicted model, not a curated record.